ACAAACGGACUUCUUCAGGAGAGCAGCCAGGCUGAUCUCCAGCUGCCUACAGAAGCAGCAGACUACCAGGAAGACGGUGAAGACAACACCAAGAGAGCCUACAGAUGCAGCUGGUGCUCCAAAGCUUUCAAAAAGUCGAGCCAUCUGAAGCAACACAUCCGAUCCCACACAGGGGAGAAACCGUACGCAUGUCACCUCUGCGGACGAGGUUUUGUUUCGGCUGGAGUGCUGAAGUCCCAUCUCAACACACACACAGGGAUGAAGCCGUAUAAGUGUGACGUUUGUGAAGCUUCUUUCACUACUAAUGGAAGUCUGAGUCGGCAUGCGUUUAUCCACAGCAAGUCAUUCAAAUGCUCCAUGUGUAACGAGUGCUUCCGCACCAGUCUGUUUUGUAAAAAGCAUAUGAAGAAGGAGCACGGUGUGGAGGAAAAAGUUGUAGAUCUCGAGCCUCAAGACGGGGAUGACGACGACGAUGACGACGACGACGGAGAUCAAAAAACGUCCAAAAGGAGGAGUUUGGAGAUCAUCACUUUCACCGAGGAGCAGGCAGCCGAGCUGGCCAAGGACCCCGGAGAGGAGGCCUCCGUGUCGGAGCGGAUCCUCGCCCAGUCGGCGGCCGAGAGGGAUCGCAUCAGCGAGAUCAAGGACAAAGCGGUGGAGCUGGAAACCGAACCCAAGUUUGCCAACUGCUGCAGUUACUGCCCCAAGAGCUUCAAGAAGCCCAGCGACCUCGUCAGACACAUCAGGAUCCACACAGGUGAAAGACCUUACAAGUGUGACGAAUGUGGGAAGAGUUUUACGGUGAAAUCAACCCUCGACUGCCAUGUGAAAACACACACAGGUCAGAAACUGUUCAGCUGUCACAUGUGCAACACCUCCUUCUCCACAAAGGGCAGCCUUAAGGUGCACAUGCGCCUCCACACGGGCUCCAAGCCCUUCAAGUGUCCCUUCUGCGAACUGCGCUUCAGGACCUCGGGGCACCGCAAAACCCACAUCCAGUGCCACUUCCGGCCCAACAGCGACAGCCGCAAAUCCAAGCGCUCCUCCGCCGGCCACUCCAGACACAGCCAGGACUCAGGAACCGGGCAGACCGGGGCCUCCGGUCAGAGCCAGCAACCGGCGGCUUCUGAGCCGCUCCAGCCUGUGGGUCUGCUGCAGGCGCCCAGCUCUGACCCCAGCAUCUACCUUCCGACCAGUCAGGUUCUGAGCGGGCAGUUCGACCAGAACCUGCUGCAGCCGGGCCUCGUAAGCCAGGCCAUCCUGCCAGCCUCUAUGUCAGCUGCGGGAGACCUCACCGUUUCCCUCCCGGACGGCCUGACCACGCUGGACGGCAUCCACCUCCAGCUGACCCCGGCCAGCCUGGUGUGCCCCAACGUGCAGAUUUCUGGCAUCGACACGAGCAACAUCACACUCCAGAUCGACCCCGCCCUCCUCCAGCAGACCUUACAGCAGGGCCUGCUCUCUCAACCCCUGAGCGUCGACACCAGCCUGGUCUCUCACUCCGCCAACCAGCUCAUGUCGACCUCCGACCCCUCGGUGUCUGCCAACGUCGUCAUCCACCCUCUGACCAGCCUGUCCAUGCAGCCGCCCACCAUCUCCUCCCCCCAGGUCUCUAUGGCCGGACUGCCUGAGCAGGACGUCACGGGCCCCCAGGACUUGAACCACGUCAUGAGCAACGCUGGGCUCGUGGCGGGAAGCAACAGCAGCCAGGAGAUCACUCUGACCAUCAACAACUCCAGCCUCACGCAGGCUCUCGCUCAGGUCCAGGCUCAGGCCUCAGCGGCCGGUUCCAGCGCCGCACCGGGAAACCCUCAGGAGAUCACGCUCACCAUAUCAGGUCAAGAUCUGCUCCCCCAGCAUGGCAGCUCCAACGGCGCAGAGCUAAACGGCAGCAUCAGGCUGGCCUCGCCACUCAGCAGCCAACCCACCAGCGCAACGAUGACCAUCACCAACGACCACCUUCUACCUCAGAGCCCAGCCAACACCGGGAUGGCAGUAACCAGUUUGGCUCCCAGCACCACUCUGUCCCACACUGCUGCGUCCAAGAGCUUAGUGAUGUCACCAGGGGGUGUGGCCAGCGACGGCAGCGUCACCCUGACCCUCACGGACGCUCAGGGCAUGCUGGACGGUGUCACUCUAAACCUCAGUGCACAGGGUCAGACGUUUCCUGCGGUGCUAAAUGAGACUGGUAUACCGGGGCAGCCGGCCAGUUCAAGCCAGCAGGUCUUACUGGUCAGCCACCAUUCCCAGUCCACGAAUGGGGCAUCUGACAAUGGAUAUUUUAAUCCUGCUGACGGGGGGAAAGGUGGGAAAGACUCCCAGUUGGACAUGGAAAGCAGGAACCAGUGUUAUUACUGCAACCAGCUGUGCGAGAACGCCAACGCGCUGCGGCGGCACUGCAAACAGGCUCACGGCAAGGACCGCUGCCACGUCUGCGGCGUCUGCAAAAAGGCUUUCAAGCGAGCUACGCACCUCAAGGAGCAUGAGCGGGUGCACCAGCCGGGCCCUUCACCCAGCUCCCAGAAGCCCAGGGUCUUCAACUGUACGUCUUGUGCGAAGGCGUUUGCAAAGCGCAGCCAGCUGGAGAGACACAACCGAACACACACAGGCGAGCGGCCCUUUAAGUGCAGCCAGUGCGACAAGGCCUUUAACCAGAAGAGCGCUCUGCAGGUCCACAUGGUCAAACACACGGGAAAGAAGCCCUUUAAGUGCGAGGUGUGCAGCAUCAGCUUCACGCAGAAGAGCAACAUGAAACACCACAUGAAGAGAUCCCACGGAUACGCCGCUACAGGUCAACUACAAGACGUGUCCCUUGGCCAGGACGAGCCGGCGCCUCAGGUGGAGGUAUCGCCCGAGCUGGACCUGGAAGUGGUUCCGGAACCCACCGGAGACUGGCACAACGUGUUCCCCUGACUGCACUCGCAGAGUUUUGCAGCAAAAGUUUGCCGAACGUCUAAAUGGGGAGAGAAAAAAAAAAAGAAAGCUUUCUGACUUUUUAAAUAAGUUAGAAGGGAGGCUUCGUCCGCCGCCUUGCUGCUUUGUCACAAUUAGCGGUGAAGUGAAGGGAGCGCGCGCCUCUCCCGCGCCGCAGGAAGGGCUUAGUGACUUUUAUCUGUUUGGCUGCUCUCUGAUUAUCAUCGGCCUCCGGAGAGGCGUGGCUCAAUCAGCCAGAGCUUCCCAGAGAGAGCUGGGCGCUCAGCAGCCCCACAGAGAAACGGAGUCUGUCACAUACCGAUGUAACAGAGAGACGGGAGGCAAACCACAUUCGCCGUCACGGCCGACCAGUUACCACCGGUUUAUGAAAUAUUUGUCACUUUUGUUGACAUGUUUAUACUGUAAAGACCACGCCUGGAAGUGAUGUCAUUUUCAGCUCGCUCGACGAAGGAGGCCGAUCUCUCGGCGAUGUCAUGAUUGAGUUUGCUGCUGCGUCGUUUGGACCGACAUCGGCAGCUCGUUUACUGUAGUUACAGCAGCGUUGUAAAUACUGCAGCUAGAAGGCGUAUAUUUUCUGAAAAACACUGGGAAAAAACAGAUUGUUUGCAUAAAUGUAAUUUUAGCACAUUAUCAAGUAAAGCCAAGAUGGUACUCCUUUGUUUUUGCUUUUUUGUUUGUUUCUUUUUUUUUUUUGUAGUUUUAUUUUCUAUUGGUGACUU
Messenger RNA from Poecilia latipinna (sailfin molly), 3653 nucleotides. RefSeq names its product zinc finger protein 236-like. The transcript is spliced from 16 exons. Gene Ontology annotation, molecular function: DNA-binding transcription factor activity, RNA polymerase II-specific; RNA polymerase II cis-regulatory region sequence-specific DNA binding. The annotation marks the transcript as partial. Gene Ontology annotation, cellular component: nucleus. The record is from RefSeq and is a predicted model, not a curated record. Gene Ontology annotation, biological process: regulation of transcription by RNA polymerase II. NCBI's taxonomy places the organism in Eukaryota, Metazoa, Chordata, Actinopteri, Cyprinodontiformes, Poeciliidae.